This is a messenger RNA of Plasmopara halstedii, 1587 nucleotides long. RefSeq lists its product as uncharacterized. The record is from RefSeq and is a predicted model, not a curated record. The coding region runs from base 1 to 1587 and encodes 528 amino acids. The transcript is spliced from 5 exons. NCBI's taxonomy places the organism in Eukaryota, Oomycota, Peronosporomycetes, Peronosporales, Peronosporaceae.
AUGCAGCUCAUAGCGUCUUUGCAUCCUCGUUGUGAAUUGAAUACGCAACCAAGCGCUAGCUAUGCUAGUAUCAAUCAUGUCGAUUUGGAUUCGAGGAUGAGCGUCGAGAGAUUGGUAUCACAUGCAAAACAAACACCUGACACGGCCGAGCUUCUUCAGCUCCUAGACCAAGCUCACAUUCUACAGCUCCAACCAUUCCACUAUGCUGCAGCGAUAGGCGAUCGUAAAUUUUAUAAAAUGAUGAUUGCCUUCUUGCCAUUAGAUACUUUUUUAAAAGAGAUUUUAGCUUUGAGCCAAAGUGGACUUUCAGCGAUCCAAUGUGCGAGAAUGCUCGAGUCUUCGUUAGCCACCGAGGUGACAGAAUUUCUACUAUCUUGUGGAGUUAUUCUGACCCAAGAAUCGCAAAAUUUCGUCAUGGCACUCUCGAAUAUAGCAACCCUACCCAAUUGUGGACGAUCAAGACUAGAAGAUCCACAUUUGAACCGGGUAGAAGUUGGAUCAGAGCGAUAUAUGAUAUGCUCAAAAACUGCGUCUUCCGUUGGCUUGACACUGCGCGCAAAUGGCAUUCACUACGCGGCUACAAAAGCUGUGUAUGUGCAGCAAGUAUGUUCCCAUGCGCUGAAGGAGCUGGCAUUCUACGGUGACAAAUUGUUAGCAUUCUCAAAAUCCGACACCACGAUGUCUGUGGGGUGGACAGGAGCCAAAAUUGCCGAUCUUGCUUUCGAUGAGAGUUUUCGUGCAUCAUUUCGGAUCUUUUCUCCAUGUAGGGACGCUAGUCAGCGGCUAGCACCAGGAAUGUUGGUGGUCCUAGAUCUUGAGAACUUGUCUCCUCCACCGUCAAAGGAAGAAGACCUAAUGAUUUUGCGUCUUUAUCCAACAACCGGUACUGUAGAAACUCGUGCUACUACUAGUUCUUCUGGUGUGUGUGUAUUGGAUAUUGGUUACCCUGAUGAUGUUUACUUAAAAGGAUUUCGUCGUGGAUGGUACAGUGAUGUCCAUUACGCUCGAUGUGUGGGAGACGAUCCUAAUGUCUACCUCUCAAUGAGUGAUGCGAGCCAGAGAUACAAGUACAAUAUUCGCGAAGAGCACGACUGGGGCUAUGAUAACACGAGGGUGAUGAUUGAAUUACCUGACGAAGGAAUUGUGUUCUGCCGGGGUGUUGGUGAUGACGUCGAGAAUCCAAAGAUGGCAUGUGUGCUAUUUGACAAAAAUGCCAAGAUUCGUGAACGAUAUGCAUAUCGAGGAAAAUUAGGUCGAUGGAAUGACAUCGUUCACGGUCUAUCGAUGGAAGGCUUGCGUGAUGACGCAUGUGGCUCGCAGCAGAUCGAUCCAGGCCUUCUUUGCAUGUGUCGCUUGUUAAUGAAAGCGACCGUGACGGCGUGGUGGUCCUUUUUGAACAACAACGGGCUGCACGUAAACGACACGCUCGCGCGAGGGUGGACGGCGGUAGCUUCGGUGGCCUCCGCCACGACAGCAACAGCAGGCGGUGAGUGCACCACAAAGACACCAACAAAGGUCGUCGCCACACGGAACUGGAAUGCACAUGAUAUCGUAGAAGAUGUUGUAGCUGUUACGGUGGUACAGUAA